ACGUUGCAAAGGUUGAUUUGUUAGCUAGACAAAGAGUAAAGUGAAAGUAAUGCUAGGUAGCGAGCUAACUUUGAUUGAGUUUUAGUUAAAAAGUGAGCUGAAAAAUGUAAGCGCAUGAUCGCUGAAACGAAACGAAUGUUUGUUUCACCUCGAUAACCCCCCAUCGCAUUCUAAAUUUAACUGAGAAAAGAAGCCAAAAAUCAAAAUGUCGGGUGUAAAGCUGCGUGAGAAGUUCGCGAUUGUCCACGAUUCAAAAAAGCAUGAAAUCAUCAUUGAGGUGCCACCUUCACAUAAAGUUACACUAAAAGAUUUUUCAGAUGCAGUUGCUAGAAAAUGUGGUGUUCCACAGCACAAACAGAAACUUAUUUGCAAAGGAAAAACACUGACGGAUUUUUCAUCAACUUUAAGUGAUCUUGGAAUAACAUCCAAGAGCAAAGUCAUGGUUAUUGGUAAAAAGUUCGAUAUGGCCGAGCAGCAAAAUAUAACUAGCAUUGAAAAAAUUGGUAGACAAACAGAAGAACUUUGGAGACUGUUCGAAGAAAUUAAACAAGAAAUAACCGGUGUCGAGCAGGGUUACUUAGAAAAAGAACAAGAAAACGAAUCGUUUAACAAAUUGACGAAGAGAGUAAAGUACCUCGGCGAAGGACUGAUGAAAAAUUUAGAAUCUUUAGAUGCUUUGAACUUGGACAGCAGUUUUUUAGAUGCGAGGGAAAAACGGAAGUUGUUGAUAACGAAAAUUAAUGGGUACCUUUCAACUGUGGACGCAGAAGAAGAACGUCUAAAAGAAAUAACAUCAAAACUAUAGCAUUAAGCUUUAAUAUAGUCAAAAUUUAGAAAUUAUUUAUAUAUACAAAUGUUAGUUAAGUGGUAGCAAGGCGAAUUAGUUUAUUUUAACGCAUGUAAUCAUCUACCUCCAUGAUGCAAUCUAGAAGAAAAGGAUUAGAGGUCUGUUUUGUGGUUUCUAUAUUAUAUAUUCCGCACUUUUGUGUAUUGGACCUCGCAUUCCAUUUUGUUGUGAAAUAAUAGCAAUUUUGUUACUAGGUCGUUUUUGUGUUGAUGCACGAAUUUUUUGAAAUAAAAUGUCUUUUUUUUAAUGAUUGUUUUAUUACACAGGAUGGUACUCAAACCAAAUGAAAUCACCAUACUUUACAACUGUUUAAGAAGCAUUGUCAGAAAAAAGACUUAUUCUUGCUUUUGUGAUCAAGUUUCGGUAAAAAAUAACUUAACUUAAAAGCUCUAGCAAAGAGGAAGAAACACAUGUAGACUUUUCAACUAAAAAGGUUUUUUUAUCAAUAUAUACCAGUCGUUAACCCGUAAAAAAAUCCAGGCGAUCGCCCAUUCUACAUAUUUUGUGCAUUUCCAGCACAAAACAAUUUGGUUACCAUGUGGAACAAAAUGCGACUUUAUUAUAAGUUAAACUGGUAGUUAACUUGUGGAUUUUUUCGUCAGUGUAAUGUAAUGAAGUGCUCUACAGGAGUCUAAAAUAGAGCUGCGGAUAUCAAUGUUAACACGUUGGUAACCCGUAGGAAAAUCCAAAUCCAGCCCUAGUACAUAUUUCGCAUUUUUAUUUACGUUUAUAAAUAUUUCGUAUGCCAGUA
Messenger RNA from Hydractinia symbiolongicarpus, 1598 nucleotides. Its product is annotated as BAG family molecular chaperone regulator 1-like. Gene Ontology annotation, molecular function: protein-folding chaperone binding; adenyl-nucleotide exchange factor activity. The record is from RefSeq and is a predicted model, not a curated record. Lineage: Eukaryota; Metazoa; Cnidaria; Hydrozoa; Anthoathecata; Hydractiniidae. Bases 206 to 805 code for a protein of 199 amino acids. Gene Ontology annotation, cellular component: cytoplasm; nucleus; membrane. Gene Ontology annotation, biological process: protein stabilization. The transcript has 7 exons.